AUGUACAAGGCGGUUCGUUUUACGCGUAAUGCUGGCUAUUCUUUGAGAAAAAAUAUACCUUUUCUUGCACGAGUUUCGCAUGCUAUUCCCGAAACUCGGCAAUUAGUUGGUAGAAUUACACCGUUAUCUGUGUCGACUCAAAUUCGUGAUUAUGCCUCUGGACACACCAAGGAAGAGCAAAUUCUAGCGCGGAUUCAACAGUUGCGGGAAAAAGCUCAUUUGGGAGGCGGAUUGCAAAGAAUUGAUACACAACAUAAAAAGGGAAAAUUGACCGCAAGAGAGCGUAUCGAUCUACUCUUGGACCCUGACACGUUUAACGAAUAUGAUACUUUUGUAGAACAUCAGUGUGAUGGUGUGGUAACGGGACAUGGCACAAUAAAUGGUCGUCGGGUUUUCGUUUUUUCCCAGGAUUUCACUGCUUUUGGCGGAAGUUUAUCGAAAAUGCACGCGCAAAAGAUAUGUAAAAUAAUGGACAUGGCUGUGAGAGUCGGCGUUCCCAUCAUAGGUUUAAAUGAUUCUGGUGGCGCCCGUAUCCAGGAAGGUGUGGAUUCACUUGGUGGAUACGCGGAUAUAUUUGAGAGAAACGUUUUGUCAUCCGGUGUCAUACCUCAAUUAUCUUUGAUUAUGGGCCCAUGCGCUGGUGGUGCCGUGUAUUCACCAGCUCUCACUGACUUUACGUUCAUGGUCCGUGACACAUCAUACUUAUUCGUUACGGGUCCUGACGUUGUCAAGGCAGUAUGCAAUGAAGACGUGACACAAGAAGAACUUGGUGGAGCAAGAGCACAUACCGUUAUGUCUGGGGUUGCACAUUGUGCCUUUGAAAAUGACAUCGAGAUACUUCAACGUACUCGUGACUUUUUCGAUUUCCUCCCGCUUUCGAACCGGGAACAAGCCCCAGUUCGCUAUUCUGAUGAUCCGCCAAAUCGCGAGGAUGAAGCGCUAAAUCAUAUUAUUCCGGCUGAUUCCACAAAAGCAUACGACAUACGCGACAUAAUUACGCGCCUCGUGGAUGACGGAAAUUUCUUUGAAAUUAUGCCAGAUUAUGCAAAAAACAUUGUCAUUGGUUAUUCUCGGAUGGGUGGUCAAACCGUCGCCGUUAUUGGCAAUCAGCCGAUGGUGUCUUCCGGUGUGCUGGAUAUCAAUGCUUCUGUGAAAGCUGCUAGAUUUGUGAGGUUCAGUGAUGCUUUCAACAUCCCUCUUAUCACGUUAGUUGAUGUACCCGGAUUUCUUCCCGGUACCGCUCAAGAACACAAUGGUAUCAUUCGUCAUGGCGCAAAGUUGCUUUAUGCAUAUGCCGAGGCUACCGUUCCGAAAAUUACCGUGAUCACCAGAAAGGCUUAUGGCGGUGCAUAUGAUGUCAUGUCAAGCAAGCAUCUCCGCGGUGACAUUAACUACGCGUGGCCUACGGGCGAAAUUGCUGUUAUGGGCGCAAAGGGUGCCGUAGAAAUCAUCUUUAGACACGUUGCCGAUCGAACCCAAGCAGAAAAGGAGUAUAUCGAGAAGUUUGCUAAUCCGAUACCCGCCGCACAGAGAGGAUUUCUGGAUGACAUUAUUCUGCCGGCCGUGACGCGGAAAAGAAUUAUUGAGGAUUUGGAGGUGCUUAAAUCAAAGGAACUGCCCAUAAUAUAUAAGAAGCACGACAAUUGUCCGUUAUAA
Messenger RNA from Acaulospora morrowiae, 1656 nucleotides. The record is from the annotation of a GenBank genome assembly. Lineage: Eukaryota; Fungi; Glomeromycota; Glomeromycetes; Diversisporales; Acaulosporaceae.